Molecule: messenger RNA, 1472 nt
Organism: Esox lucius (northern pike)
Lineage: Eukaryota; Metazoa; Chordata; Actinopteri; Esociformes; Esocidae
Gene: fbxw4
Product: F-box and WD repeat domain containing 4
Exons: 9
Coding region: 219-1418 (399 amino acids)
Biological process (GO): SCF-dependent proteasomal ubiquitin-dependent protein catabolic process
Cellular component (GO): SCF ubiquitin ligase complex
Molecular function (GO): protein binding
Source: RefSeq, a predicted model, not a curated record
GUCAUUACGUCUCACAACGACGUAAUCACGUGAUCGGCUAUCAGUGUUUUGGAAUGGCUUCCUAUAUCUUCUUCAUUCACGCGUUCUGAAAACAUGGAAUACUGUUUACCGCUGUUUAACCCUAUUUUAAACUACCACCGAAGAGGAAAUACACCGCCUAGAGAAAAAUAUAGACCAAUAGAUAAACGGAAAAGAGAAGCCUUUAUUAAGAUUUUUAAAUGUUCUUAUUACAGUUACCAGAGGAUGUGCUCUACCACAUCAUGUCAUAUUUGGAUUACAGGGCUUUAAGUCGGCUUUCACAAGUUUGCAAAACAAUUUACCAUUUCGCAAAUCGUGACGCAGUGUGGAAGAAGAUAGCGAAAGAGUUCAUAAACACUGGAAUUACAAGACAAGGGAAAGACUUAUAUCCUCACAUCCCACUGAAGGACAGGGUGAAGGUAUCUCAAAACUGGUACCAUGGGAUCUGCAGAAAGGAAGUUAUGCUCAAAUGGAGGAUAAAUUUGCUGCCAUGGAUACAGCUGGACGGGGAUGUACUGUAUCUGUCUCAGGCUGCAGACAUCGGAGUGUACCAUCUGAGGCCGGAUAGGGGGAGGCUGCAGCGCAGUCCCAUGGCACUGUUCUCAGGACACCAGGAAGACGUGUGUCGAUUUGCUGUGACGGAUACACACCUUGUUAGCGGAGGAAGUGAUGGUAAGAUCCUGGUGCACCACAGAAGAAAUGGCUUCUCUGUGGAGUACUCGGGUCACAACCAGGAGGUGAACUGCCUGGACUGCAGAGGAGGACUGAUUGUCAGCGGCUCCAGAGAUCGAACAGCCCGGAUUUGGACUUUGUCCUCUAACUUUCCCAGAUGCACGAUCCCCAUGAAUGACCGGGUUUGGUCCGUGGCUAUCAGUCCCACACAGAGCUCGUUUGUGACCGGCACGGCCUGCUGCGAGAACUUCUCUCCGCUGCGGAUCUGGGACGUCGAAAGGUGUGAGCUGCUGUGCUGUCUGGGGUCAGAGUUCAGGCGGGGUGCUGGUGUGUUGGAUAUCGUGUACGAGUCGCCAUUCCACCUGUUCACCUGCGGCUAUGACACCUUCAUCCGCUCCUGGGACCUCCGCCUCAGCCCCAGGAAGUGUGUCAUGGAGUGGGAGGAGCCUCAUGACAGUGCCCUCUACUGCAUCCAGACGGAUGGGAAUCACAUGAUUGCCAGUGGCUCCUCCUACUAUGGCGUCGUGCGGACUUGGGAUAAACGUCAGACCCGCUGCUUAGAGAUGUUCCAGUUGUCUACGGCUGUUAGCAGCCCAGUGUACUGUUUGCGUUUCAACACCUCUCACCUUUACGCCACCCUGGCAACAACACUGCACUCUCUGGACUUCAGACAGGGCCCCCGGCCUCGCAGGUCACACCCACUCCCACAGACAGCUGUUGGGAUUUAGAACAAUAAAUUGUUUUUUCGCAGUAAAAUGCUUAUUUCUCUGUAUUCACUGGGA